AAAGGUCGUCGCAGCAUCAUGCUGGUUCUAUCCUUUGUCAAAGAAACACCGUUCUUUUUUCUCAUUUAGAUAGAGCUUUCAACAAAGCAGCGCCCGCAAGAAAAGAAUGGAGAGAAAUAAUUACGAAUAAGUGCUCAUCGUUCCUGUGCAUUUAUGAUUUUCCUGACGUGUUGUGCGGACGUACAAGUGCGAAGUGAAUUUGUUUGUUUUCGGCCGUAGCCCCAUCCCCAAUGAUGUGGUAGGAGAGGGUGAUUACAGGUGGUUCUCCUUUGCUUUCGGCACACCCUCGCCACCCGCACAAAAUCACAGACUGCAAUAUGCACCCCCUUCCUGUUUUCCUACUUGUCACCGCACUCGCAGUGUCCAGCGCGAGCGGUCAGCAAAAUAAACCUCCGCGAUUUUUGCCUGGAGGCGACAUGCUUCGAAUUUCUGUACCUGAAGAUGCCACGGUAGGCACGUCUAUUUACACCUUAAAAGGCGAGGAUCCUGACGGAGGUGAGGUCCACUAUAGCAUAAGCGGCCAGACUUUUGAAGUGAACCGUAAUACCGGCGUCGUGACUCUGGUACGGCCGCUUGACCGAGAGAAGCAGGAUCUCAUCGAAGUGAUCAUCAGCAUCACAGAUACUGCCCCACGCGGUAAUGAGCCAAACACGGUGUCUUUGCGAAGAGAGAUCACUGUGAUUGACAGAAACGACAACGCACCUCAAUUUGAAAACAAACCUUAUUCUCUGAGCAUACCUGAAAAUACACGGACUGGAAACGUGGUUUACGAAAAAAUCAUCAUUAUGGACGCCGACAGUGGAGGAAACGGUGAGGUCACCGUUACGUGUGACCCCAUCAAGUCAACGCCGAGAGGCGCAUGCAACACUUUUGGCAUCAAAGUGGUCGAAACGACGAGAUAUCCGGGAACUAACCAAGCCCGCACCUACACGUGCCAAUUGGUGCUAAAUGAGCCGCUAGAUUUUGAGCGCCGCUCGUCCUACAGUUUGUUCCUGACCGCCACUGACAACCCUUUUGACCAAAGAAGCAAACUCAGGGCGACGGCAACGGUGACCGUCCAAGUAGAGGACGUUCAGGACCAGCCGCCCGUCUUCCUCAACGCCCCAUACUCCUCUUCGAUUGCCGAAGGCACUGCACAGGGUGUUUCAAUUUUGCAAAUUCGUGCCAAAGACGGUGACGCUGGACACCCGCGAAAAAUUGUGUUGAAAAUCGAGGGCGACUACGGAAACCAUUUUGAGUUGGUGACUGAAGAGACGCAUGGAGGAACGGACACGGUGGCCACUUUAGUCACCACAGAUUCACCAUUGGACCGGGAAAAUCCGGCCGUUUUGGAAAAUGGUGGAAUCUACACUUUUAAUGUUACCGCGAGCGAAGUGGGCAACUUUGAUUUAAUUGGUGAUUCCACAAGUACGCAAGUGAUGAUUGUUGUGACAGACGUUGAUGACCAUUUACCAAAAUUCAAUAAAGACAUCUCGGUCAUUCAAGUCUCUGAGGACAUAAGAAAAGGCUCACCUUUGCCUGGACUUAACCUAGUAGUGAGUGACGAUGAUUUUGGCGAUAAUGCAUUUUACAAAAUCUUCAUUCGCUCAACAACGAGCAGUGAUUUAGACAACGUCCUUUCCUUGCACCCUUCGUCUGGUGCAGGGCGCACCCCCAUCAACAUCAGGGUUGAGGACCCUUUGGCCUUUGACUACGACGAGCCAAUCAACGAAGAUCACACUUUGGAAUUUGAGGUUCUGGCCAUCGUGACCAAAGAUGGUCAAGAAAUGGUCGCCGCCAAGUCUCAGAUCAAAAUCGAGUUGUUCGACGCUAACGACAAUGCGCCUGCAUUUUACAAACCUUCCUACAAACUAACCAUUCCUGAAAAUCUGAAACCGGGCUUCCUCCUUGAGGAUAUCAAAGCCACUGAUCCGGACAGCGGCGACUUUGGAAAAAUCCACUACUCACUGCAAGGUUUUGGUGCUGAUCGCUUUAGCACGGACUUCAUCAAGGGUGGAAUUUAUCUGGCGAAAAAUUGCCCUCUCAACGGAUGUGUUGAUUACGAAACGCAGAAAUCUUACUCUUUGACUCUGACUGCUAAGGACGGUGGUGGAAAAUUCAGCACCACCAGUAUUCAGAUCGAAAUCGAGGACAUCAACGACAACGCGCCAAAAUUCCAGCAAUCGGAGUACCGCCGCACCUUUUUGGAAGGGGAAACUAGAUUCAACCCACAAUUGUUUGUCAGGGCGGUUGAUAUUGAUGGCCCUUCGCAAGGAAACGGUGCUGUAACUUAUUCGAUUUCGGCGUCAAACGCCCCUGAAGGAACCUUCCUUGUUGACCCUGACACUGGUGAGCUGAAACUGCUCAAGCCUGCUGCAGCCGGCGACACCCUAUUUGGACAGUACGAGUUGAAAAUCAAGGCCAGUGACCACGGCCAACCAGAGUCGCUGCACUCUGAGGCUUCGGUCGUCAUCAGAGUCGGCGUGCCUGGAAACCAGCAGCCUGUUUUUAAGGGCGGCCCAGUUUUUGAAACCAAAGUGUUUGAAAACAUUGAGCCUGGAAAGUCUGUGAUAAACAUCAGCGCCCACGACCCUGACGGUCAAGAUUCUGAGCUGACCUACAAAAUCGUCGCCGGCGCGAGGGAUAAUUUCUUAAUUGACGAGUUCUCAGGGAUCAUCUCGGUGGCGCCAGGGGGAAUUGCUGAACGAGAGGAUUUCAAAAUUUUGGUCGCUGCUAUUGACGACGGCAAACCUUACAGGGCGACAGCCACUGCUACUAUUAUGGUGCACGUCGUUGACAUAAAUAAUGAGCCUCCGAAAUUUGACGAGGAUUAUUACGAGAAGCACAUUUCGGAGAGAUUGGAUGUUGGCGAAAAGGUGCUCCAGGUGACGGCGACCGACCCAGAUUUGGACGCGAAAUUGAACUACUCCCUUCUUGAUCCCGAGUUCAUCAAGGACAAAACGGGCGUAGAAAUUCAGUCAAAUUCAAAUAAAUUCUUUAAAAUUAACUCGACGACCGGUGAUAUUUUUUUGGCACGAAAACUGGAUCAUGAAAUUGCUGCAGUUGUCACUUUUAACGUGCUGGUUGUAGACGAAAAUGCGGAAGAAAAUAUAGAAUUGCAAAACGCGACAUGCGAAGUUACGUUCUUUGUGGAGGCGUACAACAACAAAAACCCGGUGUUUAACGAGCCUUGGAGCCCAAGCAACCCUGUUUUUAAAAUAAAACUCGGCGAUCAGAGGAGUUUGGGUACCCAAAUCCUUUCACUCUCGGCCACAGAUCCUUUGAGGGGCGGUUUUCCUAUUUCAAAAAUUCAACUUUUGACAAAUGAAGAUGAUAUCGUUUCUCUUACUCCUGACAACCGUCUGCUUUUGAACAGAGACCUGCCGUACGACUUAAAUAAUAAGACUUUCAAAGCAACUGUGCGGUCAGAGGCUGAUGGAGACAGUGACCGAUUCAGCGACGCCACUGUUAUAAUUGAACUGGACGACAUUAACCACUACACUCCUAGUUUUACUCAAAGAACGUACAAAAGCAGGAUUGCUGAAAAUGCAAAACACCCCGCGUCGGUGCUAACAGUCAACGCGACCGACAAUGACGACCCAAGCAGUCCCUCCGGCCACGGACAGGUGCGCUAUUCCUUGACCGGAUCAGGCUCUCAGCUCUUCACAAUUGAUCCAAUCACGGGCAUUGUAAGCAUCGCGAAAGGCGCUGCUCUGGACAGGGAAACGCAACCAAUCCUCAGCUUUUACGCGGUGGCCGUGGACACGCCGAACGGAGGCCCCGAACAAAGAAAAUCGACGGCGCAUAUUGAAAUUGAAGUUUUGGACGUGAACGACAACCCUCCCAAAUUUGAAAAAUCUUCAUACACGGCUGUGAUUCCUGAAAACGUCAACAUUACGUGGAGCGUGAUUAAAGUGCAUGCCAGAGAUGCUGACGAAUCUCUGAGUGGGCAGGUGGAAUAUGAGUUUGCCGAUCUUGGGGAUGCUCAAGGCCUUCUUUCUAUAAACACAACAACUGGAGAAAUAAGAACAAAAUCCUUACUUACCGGAAAAGGUCGACAGGACCCUUACACCAUCCAGGUGCGCGCUAUUGACCUGGGCCAACCCUCCCUGCACGGCGACGCGCCCUUGUAUCUUUAUAUAAGUGAUGUUGGACAAAAUGACGGAAUUCCGAUAUUUUUAAGACCAAUGCCAAACGAAACAGCAUUUGCCGCAGAAAACUCAACAAUUGGAUCACCAGUUUUCCAAGUUGUAGCAACCGAUCCUGAUGACCCUAACACAGCGAACGGAAUGAUUAGUUACAAACUUCUGGACAAUGAGAAAUUUUCAAAAGACACCCUGGCUUUUAGAAUUGAUCGUGAAACUGGACUAAUUACAACGAGACAGCCUUUAGACCGUGAGAGGCAGUCGGAAUACACCUUAAUCGUGGAAGUGCAGGACGACGGCUCGCCACCGAAAAAAGCGUCAAGUAUUUUGCGAAUCGAGGUUACUGACGUCGACGACCACAAACCUGUCUUCCAGCGCUCAAUCGAUGCCGACGAAAUUGAGUUCCGCAUCAGAGAAGACGCCGCGCCCGGAGUUGAAAUUGGAACGGUAGCUGCGGUUGACAACGACUUGAAUGAAAAUGCCGACAUUGACUAUUCAAUCAUUUUCGGUAAUGACGAGAGAAUUUUCAACAUUACGAGGACAAAAGACAAUAAAGGUUUGAUCACCUUGAAUAAGCGCGUGGAUAGGGAAACUAAAGAGGACCAUUUGAUCACCAUCAAGUGCUUCCCUGCUAGAACCAGACCACCUGCAGUUAGGAAGGAAUUUAACCCACAGGACAUGUCGGAAAUUCAAGUCAAAAUUUCAGUUGAAGACGUUGAUGAUAACGUGCCAGUAUUUAAAAAGGCAAAUCUAACUGUUGGAGUAAGAAUUUACGUGCCAGUCGACACUCCAUUGGCGACCAUUGAAGCAACUGACGACGACGCCAAUGCUCCUGAAAUGCACUACAAACUGCUCAAGGCUGAAUUCGACCGUCCAGGUUUGGCAGAAAUGAGCGUCAGCGAGGACACUCCAAUUUUCCGUCUCAAUGAAAGGACCGGCGAGCUGCACACCGCGACCUCAAUGGUGCCUUUCGCAGAUGGAAUUUUCACUCUGUACAUAACUGCCUUCAACAGUGAGGAAAAGGAGGGCAGCGCCAACACCACAAUCAGGGUAUUCGUUUGGAGGGACACAGAACUUUUGAAGUUCGUUUUUGCAAAGCCAUUGGCCGAGGUCAGGAGGUCACUACCUCAGUUCGCCUCAGAUUUGGAACACUCGCUGCCAGACGCAGCCAAACUUAACAUUUAUGAUACGCAGUACUUAAUUAAGAAGGGCGGCAGCAUUGAUUUUAGCACAACAACAUCCUGUUUCCAAUUAUUGGGAGAAAAUUCUUUCAAUCUGACGUCAAUGCAAAAAAUGCUCACUUUUGAAAGCAAUCCCAUGUUGUCGAAAGUGUUCGAUCGAUAUGGUGUACAAUCCGUGGAGCGGUGCUCUCCAGUCGCUCAGAAAGUAAAAGCCACAACCGUGCAAAUCUGGGUUUUGGCGAUAGCAGCGCUCGUCGGCUUCUUUGGUUUCGUGUCAAUGAUUUUCAUCUGCGCCUCACACAGCAGGUACACGAGAAAAAUUAGAUCAACUUUGCGACGAGAUGACUACAGUAGCAACGAAGGCUACGCGUAUGUUAUUUCGCACGCAGGGUCGGUGUUGCGAAAUCCGGCGCCGUCGAUCAUUUCGCAGAGUUUCCACGGCUCCGAGUGGCCGGCGGAGUUCAUAGGCACUCCAGCUAGUUUGCUACCCCCAGGGGUUGUCACGUGAUAACCCGAUCGAUGCCAAAUUUGUAACUAUAUGUCCGAGCUUACUACUGUAAUUAGGGUUAUACUGUGUAACAAAGUGUAUUGUAUAAAAUUGUAUUUCAAGUUGUUGACUUUUGCUGCUGGAAAUAAUAAUUUGCCAAUUAAAUUGCCAUCGAACAAUG
This is a messenger RNA of Neocloeon triangulifer, 5973 nucleotides long. It is a transcript of the gene Cad74A, whose product is annotated as cadherin-23. Gene Ontology annotation, biological process: homophilic cell-cell adhesion. The record is from RefSeq and is a predicted model, not a curated record. Gene Ontology annotation, molecular function: calcium ion binding; cadherin binding. The transcript has 23 exons. The coding region runs from base 318 to 5813 and encodes 1831 amino acids. Lineage: Eukaryota; Metazoa; Arthropoda; Insecta; Ephemeroptera; Baetidae. Gene Ontology annotation, cellular component: catenin complex; plasma membrane.